Molecule: messenger RNA, 816 nt
Organism: Varanus komodoensis (Komodo dragon)
Lineage: Eukaryota; Metazoa; Chordata; Lepidosauria; Squamata; Varanidae
Gene: PRRG3
Product: proline rich and Gla domain 3
Exons: 2
Coding region: 1-816 (271 amino acids)
Cellular component (GO): extracellular region
Molecular function (GO): calcium ion binding
Source: RefSeq, a predicted model, not a curated record
AUGGAGAGCAGGCCCGGGAGACAGAGGGGCUCCACAGGCCUCUGCUGGGGCAGCCCAGCUCUGCGCCGGCCUCUGUGGGGAGGCCUGUCGGUAGCCGCGUGUUCCUGUGUUCCAGCCUUCCUGGCCGCCCAGAAGGCCCACGCGGUGCUGAAGCGCUUCCCUCGAGCCAAUGGCUUCCUGGAGGAAUUCCGGCAGGGCACCAUCGAGCAGGAGUGUGUGGAGGAGAUUUGCAGCUACGAGGAGGUCAAGGAGGUGUUUGAGAAUAAGGAGAAGACGAUGGAGUUCUGGAAGGGCUACGCCUACUCCGUCAAGGACCCGGCCGACAGCACGGGCCGCUCUGACGCCAUGUACAUGGUGGUGCCACUGCUGGGCGUGGCACUGCUGGUCAUCAUCGCCCUGUUCAUCAUCUGGCGGUGCCAGCUGCAGAAGGCCACGCGGCACCGGCCCUCCUACGGCCAGAGCCGCUACCUGGCCAGCAGGGCCGGCUGCAGCCUGUCCCGCGUGAUGGUGUGCCACGAGGCCUCGCCCAGCCGGGCCGAGGCUCCCUGCCGGCGGGACUCUGGCAGCAGAGGGGCCCGGGGGGGCCGGGGGGGCCCGGGGCCCGCGGGCCAGGUGGACUGGGCCCUCUGUCCCUCCGAGCAUGCUGCCUUGGCCCUGUCCAGGCUGUCCAGCGCCACCCCGCCCCCAUCCUAUGAGGAGGUGACGGGGCACUCUGACUGCGGCAGCAGCAGUGGGGAAGAGGCCACCGUCUCCUACAGCGACUCGCCGCCCGUGUAUGAGGAGAUUGCGGCUGCGGCGGCCGCCCCCGCGAAGUAG